Messenger RNA from Salarias fasciatus (jewelled blenny), 5416 nucleotides. RefSeq names its product protocadherin 12 (gene pcdh12). The transcript is spliced from 5 exons. Gene Ontology annotation, biological process: homophilic cell-cell adhesion. Gene Ontology annotation, cellular component: plasma membrane. The record is from RefSeq and is a predicted model, not a curated record. Gene Ontology annotation, molecular function: calcium ion binding. The coding region runs from base 586 to 4131 and encodes 1181 amino acids. NCBI's taxonomy places the organism in Eukaryota, Metazoa, Chordata, Actinopteri, Blenniiformes, Blenniidae.
CACAUUUUUUUGAAGUGGAUUGUUUAAUAAUUUCAGUUUUAAUUUGACACGUUUUGCUUACACUUUUGAAAAAAAAAAGUUUUAUAUAUUGAAGAGUUUUUGUAUUGAUUGAUACUUAUUUGGAUGAGGGAACUGAAAUCUUAUUUUGAAUUAUUUUCUUUUUUCCCCACAUUCUGAAGUACAUUUUUUCUGAAUAACAUUUUUCGAUAAAAAGUUGAUCAUGAUUGCAGUCUAAACAAACAGAAUGGUUUUGGUGAGGUAUUCAUUAGUUUAUUCUUUAUAACAAAAUAAUUAUUUGAAAAUAAUGCAUUUCCAUUGUUUAUAGAUUGAGAAAGAUAUAAAGAUACAUAGAUAUUAAAAUUAUUUAGUAAACAAAUAUAACCAAUUUCAUUUUCCAAUAUUUUUUCAGAUAAUAAAUUCAACAGUUUCAGAAAAUAGAAAAACAGUGUUUAAAUUUUACUCGCAUUUGACAAUACUGGCAUUGCACACAAGCAAAAGCAACUGAGUUCAUCUUAAAGUUUAGAGCCGGGAGGGUUUCAGAAAUGUCAGUUUAGUGUUGGUGCACAGACAGAAAAGCUCCUCAUCAUGCUGCUGGCUCUGCUCCUCGCUCUGAGUCUCUGCUCUUGGACUCUCUCAUCGGACUCGUCAUCCACAACGAUCCAGUACCGCGUUUGGGAGGAGCAGCUGGCGGGCACCCGGGUCGGCUGCCUGGGGGACGACCUCCGGCAGAGGGACGAGGGCGGCCCGCUGGAGGAUUUCCAGGUGGUGGAGCAGGGAACAGCCCUUCCUUUCUCUGUCAGCGCCCGGGAUGGGUUGGUGUCCACCCAGGGCCACCUGGACCGGGAGGAGCUGUGCCAGGGCUCUGACCUGUGCGAAGUGGCCUUCAGUGUCCUCUACAGACGGAGCGGUGCCAUGAACUACCUUCGGGUUCGUGUGGAGGUGAUGGACUUGAAUGACCACAGCCCAAGCUUCCCAAGCUCCUCACAGGAGGUGGAGAUUUCUGAAACUGCUGGCCUCAGGAUGCGGAUCCCUCUGGAUCGAGCACUGGAUCCUGAUGCGGGACCAAAUGGGCUCCAGACCUACUCAUUGUCAGUCAACCAACACUUUGCUCUGGACGUGACAACAGGUCCAGGUGGGGCGAAACAGGCCGAACUGGUGGUAAUUAAAGAGCUGGACCGAGAGGUCCAGGCCUCCUUUGACCUCACCCUGACUGCCUGGGACAAAGGUAACCCUCCUCGAUCUGGGAGCACAUUAGUUCACAUCAAUAUCCAGGACUCAAACGAUAACAGCCCCACGUUUGAGGACAGCAGCCCCACUGUGACACUCAGUGAGGAUACAGCACUCGGGACAACUGUGAUUAACCUGAAGGCCACUGACCCUGACCAAGGCGCCAACGGAGAGGUGGAGUACUCCUUCAGUAAGUACACUCGUCCAGAGGUUCAGCGGCUCUUCUAUGUGGAUCCGCAAACUGGGGCGGUUAGCGUCAAGGCACCGCUGGAUUACGAAGCUCAGUCUUCUCAUGAAUUAAUCAUUCAGGCCAGUGAUCAGGGGCCCAAUGCAAUACCCUCCCACUGCAAAGUGCAUGUCAAGCUAAUGGAUGUUAAUGAUAAUGCACCAAGGAUUCGUAUGACCUGGACACCUCCCAACUCGCCGGCUGCAACAGUGCUGGAAGGAGCACCAGUGGACACAUUCCUUGCUCUUGUGACUGUCUCAGAUGCAGAUUCGGGAGAAAAUGGAGCUGUGAAUUUGGUGAUUAAGAAAGGCUCUGGACCUUUCCAUCUAAAGAAGAUCCACGGAGACAACUACAUGAUCGUUACGAAAGACCGACUGGAUCGAGAGAAUGUCAUGCAGUAUAACAUAACACUCAUUGCACGAGAUGAAGGAUCUCCUCCACUGUCUUAUGUCGAUUACCUGCCGGUCUCUGUUCUGGAUGAGAACGACAACCCCCCAAUGUUCUUCAGCCCUGUCUACAAGGCCUCCAUCAAGGAGAACAACAAGGCAGGCUACCAUGCGUUAAAAGUUGAAGCCUACGACGUUGACCUGGAUCUCAGUGGAAAAGUGUCCUACUCCUUCAGCAAUGCCAUCGAAUCACCCCAAUCUUUCUCCAUCCACCCAAAGACUGGAGUCAUCAGCGUCCGGCAGCCUUUAGAUUAUGAAGAAUUAAACGCCUACUCAUUCAUUGUGGAAGCUGUUGAUCAUGGACAUCCACCACUUACAAGCACUGCAACUGUGCAAAUUGAUGUCGAGGAUGUAAAUGACAACCCUCCAGUGAUUAAAGAGCCAAAGCCAAGAAAAGGUUUGGCCUCUCUGAGCAUACCGGUCAAUGCAUACAAAGGGGAGAUUGUCACUGAGCUGGGGAAUAACAUUGAAGAAGAAGAUGAACCAGAAAAAGCUAUCACUUCACUGAGUAGUCACUUACCCCGAGAAGGACUUGUUGGCUUUCUUGCGUCCACAAUAAAGGCUGAAGACCUUGACUCUGGAGUGAAUGGAGAACUCAAGUACCAGAUCACUGAUGGGAACCCAUCUGAACUUUUCUGGUUGGAGGAAAGUACAGGCCAAUUAUUUGUCAACACCACCAAUGCCACAGAGCUCAUUGGGAAAACCUUCACGGUGGACAUAGCUGUAUCUGACAUGGGCACCCCGAGCCUGUCCACUAAGGCAACUCUGGAAGUGACUUUCAUCAACCUUAAAGAUCAUUUGAAGAACUCAUCUCCUGGAAACCGCGGGCAGCUCAGCUUCACCAUGAUGAUGGCCAUCUGCCUGGGCGCCACCUGCCUGCUCCUCCUGCUGGCCAUCGCAUUGGUUACGACACUGUGCCGCCCCGAGAAACGUGACAAUCGAGCAUACAACUGCAGACAGGCGGAAUCCAGCUACACCCGCCAUCCUCGGCGCCCACAGAAAAACAUCCGGAAGUCUGACAUUCAGUUGAUUCCUGUCAUCCGAGGACGAAAAGAAGAUCCUCGUGAGGAUGAUGGUGAGGAUCAGCCACUGAGUCAUCCUCCUCCUGAAGAUCAGUUGACUGAGAAGCAAUAUGACGUAGUACAAUCUGCCAUGAAUACAAGUUUUCAAUCCCAAAACUAUCUAGAAGGGGACGUCACCCAUCACAGCAAAACACUUCGGAAGCCUGCAAACAUCGAGCUGGAUGGUACUUUGCCACUGACUCCAGCAACAUCAUACCGGACUCUUCGUAAGACCAGAAAUCCUUCCUCAUCCUCCUCAGCCUCCCACACCAGCACACUGAAGCGCCAGAAUCACCCCAAAGGAUCACAAGGAGACCUGCAACAUUCGGCAUCUCAGGCAACACUCAGGAGACCGAAGACUUUGGAAAGAGGAGGAACACAGGACGCAGAACACCGGCAGAUGCUUCGAAACCUGGUUCGCCUGUCGAUGGCGGCACUCGGGGACUCCAUUGAGCUUUCCUCAGCCUCCCCGGAAGUUCAACAGAUCUCCCAGCUCCUCUCCCUCCUCCGUGAGGGUCAGCUCCAGCCGAGGACAAACUUCCGCGGGAACAAAUACUCUCAUCGUAACGGCAGAUAUGGCGGUCAGGACUGUUCCGACUGGCAGAGCACUAAAGACAGCGGGCACGGGGAGAGUGAGGCCGGAGACGUGGACUGGGAGGCGGGACGAGACUCGCCCAUCGACCCUCAGCUGGAGGAGGGACUCAACAACCUGCUCAACGCCCCUGAUGAUGUUUUCUCGGACGUCUGCGACCCCUCCUGGAUGGCCAGACUCUCCCUCCCGCUCGGCAGCGACUACCACGACAACAUUUUUGUCCCCAGUGGGCCUCCGUCCUCUGACAGCUCCGUUCUUCCUCGGGACGGACUGGACUCCACCUCCUCUUCCUCCUUCUCCACCUUCGGUAAGACCCCGGAGAAGGACGGCCCACUGGGCGGAGCCCUGCUGUCGGAGGUCAGCACACUCUUUGAGAUGCUGAUGACGCAGAAGGCCGACUCCCACCCGGGCCCCCGGCCCGACGUCCUGUACCGCCUCUCUGCGGCGUACCGCCGCUCCCUGGGCUUGGACGGAGUGGCCAAUGCCACCACUGCCAGCGCCGCCCCUACUGUAGCAAAGAAUCAUGGGAACUCUGAGAAGAAAUCCGGUCCGAGCGCCUCGUCGGGACUUCGCCAAUGAGUGUCUGCUUAUCGAACACUGGGAAAAGAAAUGUAAAUAAUACCGGAAUUAAUCUAUUCAGUGAAUUUCAACACUUUAGUUGCUGAUUACAAGAUGUUCCAUUGGACGAGUUAACAUGUUCUGGUAGAUAAGACCAUCAUCCACAUAGAAACGCUCACUGGAGCAGAGUUGAAUGUAUGAGAUAUUUCACUAUUUUAAAAUGCCGUAAAAAAAGUUGUUAAUAUCAACAUGUCAUGUGAGAUUACCAAUUGGGAAAUUCCCUUUUCCCAGUUCGGAGCAGGACAACAGCGUUCCAAAAGUAUGCAGAUAAAUAACAAAAAACUAUAUAUUCACAUUAAAAAAAAAAAAAAUCGAAUUUUUAAAAAGCAAUCUUUUGGUUCUGUCUAACUAAUAGCUAUGCUAGCCUAUGCAGUUUAUGAAGUUCAGAGAUUUCUACAGUAACUGCACUAAGGUUACAUCACGAAGAAAUACUUCUAGUCAUGUACUGUACUUCUCGUGCUGCCUUGUUUGGUAAAGUACCUUUACUCAGCUCCAAAAAAAUGAAGAAAAUAACUGCCUCUCUCCAAUGGGAAAUUCCCACUUCACAAAUUUUCCAAUAUGUAAUUUUUCCAUCUCUUAACAACUGAAUGCAACAUAUUUUAACUUUUAUCAUCCACAAAGUUCAACCACAGACUGGUUGUGUCUAGAAAGAUCGUAUUGACUUCCUGAGCCGUGUGUGAAGUGAGAAUCAUCACCUCAUGUUGUUGGGACUGAAGAGUACAGACAUUGUGUGACUGGGAAGAUAUGAUGGACGUGGAUUUUCCCAUUGGGAAGUGGGAUGUUUCCGAGGUGCCACUAACUCAUGAACACACAUGGAUUCCAGCGUGAAGGGGGUGGGGCUUACAGAAAAACUGCUGUAAAACAUUGAAAACAACUCGGAAUUCUGAGUUACAAGGGAACAGAAAGCAGACUGGUUGAUUGUUUUUUUCCUCUUUGAAGCACUGAGACUUUGAUUGUUGGUCUGCGGACAGCAGCAGACGGAGAUGCUCUCUGUCCAACAGGAAGUCAUAAGCUCGACUGUUGUUCAGCUUCGGGCCGGCGACUGAAAGGAAACGUUUUGUCUUUUCCUGCACCACAACAACAGAAAUAAGCAAAAAGGAAAUGGGUCAUUUCAGCCUGAACUCUAGACUAUUCUCUCGAACUUUUUCAUAAGUCCAAAUUUUGUUGUAGCUGCUCUGCUUUAUUUUGCAGCACUUUGUACAUAUUUUGUAUUGUCAAUUCCUUUUGUAUCUUUUCAAUAAAAUGC